Messenger RNA from Anopheles arabiensis, 3307 nucleotides. RefSeq names its product cyclic AMP-dependent transcription factor ATF-6 alpha (gene Atf6). Gene Ontology annotation, cellular component: nucleus. The coding region runs from base 162 to 2480 and encodes 772 amino acids. The record is from RefSeq and is a predicted model, not a curated record. Lineage: Eukaryota; Metazoa; Arthropoda; Insecta; Diptera; Culicidae. Gene Ontology annotation, molecular function: RNA polymerase II cis-regulatory region sequence-specific DNA binding; DNA-binding transcription factor activity, RNA polymerase II-specific. Gene Ontology annotation, biological process: regulation of transcription by RNA polymerase II; endoplasmic reticulum unfolded protein response. The transcript has 4 exons.
AAAACAACAACACGCAAAAGCAAACUCAUCAAAUGCCGACGAAAAUCUCCAAAACCGUACACAAAUCGGCCAGACCAGUGUUUUAGCAAGCAAUUUACGCAUUUAGAUGAGGACAAUCCCCCGGAACUGCUGUGAUUAACGGACAAUCAUUCAUUGGAACAAUGGAGGCACCGUUUGGAGGGCGUGAUGUGCUUGAUCUUUCGCUGGAAGAUGAUUACCUAUCUCCCGCAAUGUUCGAUAGUGUUCCUCUCUGUGCGGGUUUUAGUGAUUUUACCUCGAGUGCCGACGUUCUCCCGCAAACACACCCAUCGACCACCACCUGGAACACGGUGAACGAGUGCGCAUUGGAUGAAUUGGACAACCACAACUAUGGUGCGGGAAUGAUCAAUCCCGACGACUUUCUGAACGAUGUUUCGUACGACUCGUUACAUUCACCAUCCAACCGAGACACACCUUCGCCGUCCGACAGCCAGCAGAGCUACGAUUCGGUACCGUCAUCAGGUGGCUUCGAUGGCUGCCACGUCGUACCAAUGCAUUUGGACAGUCCGCCAAUCUCACCGCAAACACCGGCCAGCCCAGCUGAUGGAACGGGCACGAUGAAGUCUGUUACGGAGCUGCGACAACUAAAAAUCGUUCCUAAAAAUGCUAAUUCCCUCUCGAACGUGACGAAAACAAUCACCAAGAAAACGAUCGUCCUGUCGGCGAAAGACUAUCGCGCUCUGCUGGCCAACAUGCAAAGCCAGCCGACGAAUAAUACGAUUAUAUUAAAGGCCACACCAACCAACAAGCUGCCCAUUGCAUCGGCAGUGAAAUCGUUUCCCCGUGCUACACCGGCAGUGGAAACGCCGAAGCAGGAGAAACCCUUUGUAUUACCGAAACCUGCAACACCGUCGGUGGGGGUUGAUUUGAAAAGUGAAAUUAAACCACCGGCAGCUAUCAAACAAGAACCAAUCUCAUCGCCAGUUAGUCCGCUAACCGUGCCGAUGAUGCUGGCAGCCGGAAACAGCCUAUCGGAACGUACGCUUGACGAAAGGCUGCUUAAAAAGCAUCAGCGUAUGAUAAAGAAUCGUCAGUCGGCCCUCGAAUCGCGGCAGAAGAAGAAAGAGUAUGUGACCUCACUUGAGGAGCGUUUGGAUGUGCUGUCGAAAGAGAAUAACCUGCUAAGGAUGGAAAACGCAAACCUGCUGGAAAGGUUGAAAAUGCGUUGCACUUGUGCAGCCAAUACCCUGCUGGUGGGACAAUCUGCAGCAAAACAAGUAACGCCAACAGCUCGCAAAAAUGCUGCGAUUGUGCUGGCCAUGCUGUUUAUGGUGUCGAUUAAUAUUUAUCCUAUUGGCAAUCUUCUCACCAAUAAUGAUCAUCUAGAAUUAGACACAGUUCCCCACAGGGCCGAAGAAUUUCAUUCCCGUGGCCUGCUGUGGAUGAAUGACUCGAAUGGUACUAAGCAGCGCGAACGAACCAAGCCCUUCCGCUUGAACCUCACCGCGAUCGAUGAACUGACCAAAAAAGACCGAAUCGAAAUGCUACCAUCAUCCGAGUGUCCAUUUUACGUAAAUCAAACGGAAAACAUACGUCUAGCGAGCGAACUUCGCCGAUGGAUUGGAGAGAACGGGUAUAAAAACCUUACCGACGGCAAAGGCCAGGCAGACGUCAGCAUCGACACGUUUGAUAAGAUGUUUCGCCUGAAGGAUACGAUCGAUUCAAUCUACCAACACAUGAAGGACAUUAGCACGCAGAUGAAGUCGUACGAACGGCGGCAGCAAAAGCUAGCCCUAAACGGUGGGAAGAAACUGUCACGCAAUCGGCAACGAAAGUCACCUGCAGUUGCUCCUGGUCAGCGCGAUACCGCUGUUACAUACCGAGGGAAAAUACCCUCCCAGCACGAUCUUGACCUGUACUAUCCACGCGUGCACGUGAAAUAUGCGGAAUUUUUCGAGGAAAUUGGUCGCCGAGAUGAUACGUUUUAUUUGGUUUCGUUCAGCGAGGAGCAUUUGCUGCUGCCCGCCCUGGCGUACAAUAAAACCAGCCGGCCACGCAUGUCACUAAUGCUACCGACCGUGACGACACCCGGCUCGCCGAUGGCCAACGGGACGGAUCGCUCGAACAAGAUAACGCUCAUGCAGAUCGACUGCGAGGUAAUGAACACGUCCGUGAUUCAGAUACGCGAAAAAACAAUCCCCGGUGAUUUACGACCGGGGCAGGGUGGUGAACCGGGUGCUAAGGGUGCAACGGGCGGUUAUGGUGGACGCAAUGCGACAACUGCCGGUGGGCAAACGAACCGCAGGGCCAACGGUAGCGGAACGACACGAGGCAGCCGAUUGGCGCGGAGCAGUAAUUCGUCCGCUGCGACACAAGUCGCUGAUACGGUGGAGGAAAUGCACCCCAAGCGGGACACUGUUCAGCAUCAGCAUAUUCCCAGCCGACCGUUCUUUGUGGAGCGGAUGAACGAGCACCUGAAGAGCGAACAUCACGUUAAUUGAGGGAUUAAUAGCGCGGUGUUGGCAGACAGACAGACAACCAGAACAAGCAUUUAGGGUGAUCGUGCGUUGGUUUUAUUAUUUGUUUUUAGUAAGUUAUUGCUGUUGAUCUCACAACAAAACAGGAGCUAUUAUGAAACUGAAAGGUUUUUUUUUAUCCUACACAAUUAACACCGGCUUAACUUACCGUUCGUUAGAGCACUAGUUUUUUCCGUUAAUUUUGAAGCACCAUCAUAUUGCACAAAUGAUUGUUGAUGUUGUAGAUGCGAGCGUAAAUUGUUACAUUAAUUUUAGCUUAGUUUCUAUCCAUUCCACAUUGUAAUAGUAGCAAAAACCGCACCUUACGUGCAGUUUUCUUUACCUUUUUCAGUUUGAUUUAUACCAUUUUUCUGAACAAAAGAUCAAAGUAACUCGUAAUGAUUGAAGAAAGGAAAAUAACGGCCAUAAUGGUUAAAAUUGCAAUACUUAAUGUAAGGAAGCAUACGCAAGCAGCGUAAGGCAGCAAAAGGUAGAUAGAACAAAUCGUUAAUGACUGGGGGUGCAAUCAGAGCUAAGGUUAAUUAUUUUUUGUUUUAAGUUUAAUUUUUGGGGAUUCACAUGCCCUGUAACAGAUAACGACAGAGUACAGAACAAUUUCAUUAUUUUGGCAUAAAGUAAACGUAGACUGAUUUUGUUGAUCGUAAUGGAACAAGAAUGGAACAAAAGGACAGGAUUAUUGUGUGUUAGAAGUAGCAUUGCAUUGCUGUAUUGUACGUGUGAAUUGGAUGUGUUAUUUUUUCACAAACGUUUUGGAACUACUAAACACUUUGAUUGGAAUUAUAAAAAAAAAA